Toxotes jaculatrix (banded archerfish) is the source of this 1113-nucleotide messenger RNA. RefSeq names its product wingless-type MMTV integration site family, member 1 (gene wnt1). Gene Ontology annotation, biological process: neuron differentiation; canonical Wnt signaling pathway; cell fate commitment. The transcript has 4 exons. Bases 1 to 1113 code for a protein of 370 amino acids. The record is from RefSeq and is a predicted model, not a curated record. Lineage: Eukaryota; Metazoa; Chordata; Actinopteri; Toxotidae. Gene Ontology annotation, molecular function: frizzled binding; cytokine activity. Gene Ontology annotation, cellular component: extracellular region.
AUGAGGAGUCUGGCGCUGCUGUUAGGGGUGAAAGCCGCUUGCAUCCUGCUGGUGUCUUCGCUCUCUGGCACAGGGGCCGUCAACAACAGCGGCCGGUGGUGGGGUAUUGUCAAUGUGGCCUCCUCAUCCAAUCUCCUCACCAAUUCCAAGAACGUGCAGUUGGUCCUGGACCCCAGCCUGGCCCUACUGAGUCGUCGCCAGCGCCGGCUGAUUCGGCAGAAUCCUGGCAUCUUGCAUGCCAUCGCCGCUGGGCUGCACACUGCCAUAAAGGAGUGCAAGUGGCAGUUCCGCAACCGUCGCUGGAACUGCCCGACCACCCACAGCCCAGCAAUUUUUGGCAAAAUUGUCAAUCGUGGUUGCCGAGAGACAGCAUUUGUAUUUGCCAUUACCAGUGCAGGGGUGACCCAUGCUGUGGCUCGCUCCUGCUCGGAAGGGGCCAUUGAAUCGUGCACAUGCGAUUACCGCCGCCGAGGUCCUGGAGGGCCAGACUGGCACUGGGGGGGCUGUAGUGACAAUGUGGAUUUUGGCCGGAUGUUCAGCCAGGAGUUUGUGGAUUCCAGUGAGAGGGGCAGAGAUCUCCGCUACCUCACCAACCUACACAAUAAUGAAGCCGGCAGAAUGACGGUGUCUUCAGAGAUGCGUCAGGAGUGUAAGUGCCAUGGCAUGUCAGGCUCCUGCACUGUACGUACCUGCUGGAUGCGCCUGCCCAGCUUCCGCACAGUGGGAGACUUCCUUAAGGACCGGUUUGAUGGAGCAUCCAGAGUUGUUUAUGCCAACAAGGGAAGCAACCGUGCCUCUCACCGAGCUGACCCCCGCCAUCUGGAACCCGAAAACCCGGCUCACAAACCCCCUUCUGCCAUGGACCUGGUCUAUUUUGAGAAAUCGCCAAACUUCUGCUCUUAUAAUGGCAAAACUGGCACUUUGGGAACUUCUGGGAGAACAUGCAAUAGCUCUUCUCCAGGCCUAGAUGGAUGUGAGCUGCUAUGUUGUGGACGUGGGUUUAAGACCCGGACUGAGACUGUGACUGAACGUUGCCAUUGCACCUUCCACUGGUGCUGCCAUGUCAGCUGCUUGAACUGCACCAGCACACGAACGUUACACCAGUGUUUAUGA